Meloidogyne enterolobii is the source of this 351-nucleotide messenger RNA. The record is from the annotation of a GenBank genome assembly. Lineage: Eukaryota; Metazoa; Nematoda; Chromadorea; Rhabditida; Meloidogynidae.
AUGUUCGGUGGACAAGGUGAUAUUCGAGAACAAGCUAAGUCUAAAUGUCAACGUGACGUUCGAUACGGCUUGAAUCUGCUUGGUUGCCUAGAAAGAUACUUCCAAACAUGGACAACCACCGAAAGUUGCAUAAGAUGUUCCAAAAAGCAACUUCCAGCAAGAGCUUAUCUUUGGAAUAUGCCUUCCAUUCUAAUCAUCCACUUGGGACGAUCGAAGGAUGAGGAAAAGAACGAGCGAUUUGUUGAUUUCCCACUGGAGAAUCUUGACAUUUCCUCGUAUCUACACCCGGACUCGCCGGUUAAUGGAUUGAAGAGAGAAAUGUGCUCUAUUCACUAUAUGGAAUUCUGGUGA